AUGAACAAUCGUGAUGAUCUGAUUGAGGCAUUCAUGAACGAAACACGCACCACGCAUAACACUACAACAGUUGCUUUUUGUGAAGGACAGCACUGGGAUUAUGACAAAUCACUGCAGUAUUACUACGACUGGGGAAAGAAUGAAGAUAAAGUAGAUGACUCGGAUGUGGAGGAGAGCAGAGAGUAUGAGGAGACCCUGUGUUGGCCAUUUUACGCCUUUGUGCUACCAGAUUUGUUUGAACAGCCAGCUGAUUUUAGAAAUUAUUUAGAAAAAGAUCUGAUUGAAACAGCGACUCUUAAACGGCUUGAAAAUUCUGGCCAUUUGAAUUGGUGGUGUUGGAAUGGUAGCGGACAGCGCAUGUGGCCUUUGAGUACCACCGGUGAUGGUAAUUGUCUUCUGCACGCAGCAUCACUUGGUAUGUGGGGUAUCCACGAUAGACAGCUGAUGUUGCGGAAGAUUUUAUAUGAGAUGCUGACAAGAGGAAGUAGACGCCAUAUACUUUGGCGGCGUUGGCGUUGGGCGGAAAGUCAAUCAAAUUUGCAGUCAGGCCUUGUUUUAACGGAUGAAGAAUGGCAGCGUGAAUGGGACAAUGUUCUGCACAUGGCUGCAGCAGUUCCGAGAACUUUUACUACUUCGGAAAAUAAUGAACCUGACAAGAGUGAAGGUGCUGAACAAGUUUAUGAAAGUCUGGAGUCCAUUCAUGUCUUUGCACUUGCUCAUAUUCUCAAGCGUCCAAUUAUUGUUGUGUCGGAUACUGUACUUCGGAAUGCUGUCGGUGAAGAACUUUCUCCCAUUCCAUUUGGUGGAAUUUAUUUACCUCUGGAAUGUCCUUCAAAUCAGUGCCAUCGUUCACCACUUGUUCUUUGUUAUGAUUCGGCUCAUUUUUCAGCUCUAGUUACAAUGCGUCACACAACAUCAAAUUCUCUGCAGUCCAUCAUUCCAGUCACCGAUAGGAACCAUAUUCUGCUUCCUUUGCAUUUUUCCGUUGACCCAGGACCAGACUUCACUUGGUGGAAAGAUUCGGAAGAUGCCGAAAUAGCGGAAAGGAUCGAACUAAAUGAAGCUGAUAAACUUUCACUUAUCUGUGAAUAUAUGGAUAUUGUCAAGAUUCCAGUUCGCCGAUACUCAUUUCGUCAUAACUUGACUGGGACCGGAUUGGUAAGCGGUGAGGAAGGGAGAAAGUCAAUGACAUUAUCGUGUGGUGAUGCCUUCGUUACUAAAGAUCACUCCGCGAGGUUAUUAAGUGAAAUAGCUCAACAAAUCAAAAAACGGCUGAAAAUAGGACGCAAAAAAAAGAAUCAGCUGGUUGAUGCAGAACCGGUUACAAUAUCAGAUUUGCGAUGUGUAAAUCUUGUUGUAGCUGCGCGGUUACAUUCUCAUGCUCAUCAAUACAUGAAACAUAUGGUGGAUAAUUAUUUAUGUUUAGCGAAGGAACGUUUUGAACAAUUGAAAAAUGCUCCUGAAACGAUCUCGCGCCAGCGUGCCGGAUUAUCGCAUUCUUUCAGUACUUCAUCAUUACUGGUAACUUGUAUCAAUAAACAAUGCCAGAAGAACGCUUCGCAGUCAACGAACUUUUUAUGCAAUGAUUGCUUUGAAUACCAAAAGCAAUUGAUGGCCUCGUUCGGAUGUUCACAACCGGGACAUUUGCGCUCUCUUCGCUCGUGCCUUCGAACCACCUUGCAAAACCCAUCAGAUUUAUCAUCCCGAACAGGUGGUUCCAUUAAAUCCAGUACAAUGCCGUCCAUUAUGAUAUCAUCAAAAACUGCUUCUUAUACAGACAGUAAAGAAUUGAGGAAUGCUGGAGAUACAUCGGGUCAUACUUCAGAUCCUGUAUCUAUUCCAGUUAGAGCUGGUGGCGGUAUGCAAGCAUUGCAAUCUCAUUCUCCUCGCUCUGAACAUACAGCUGCUGGUUGUGAAGGAAUUGUUCAUACGGUAGCUGUUCAUUACACACAUACUCCAGCCGAAGAUAUUACUACCAAAGUUGCAUCCAUAGAAGGAGCAAAUGGAGUAACUCAUUACUAUAUUUCACAGUAA
Molecule: messenger RNA, 2034 nt
Organism: Loa loa (African eye worm)
Lineage: Eukaryota; Metazoa; Nematoda; Chromadorea; Rhabditida; Onchocercidae
Exons: 15
Coding region: 1-2034 (677 amino acids)
Biological process (GO): protein deubiquitination involved in ubiquitin-dependent protein catabolic process; protein K63-linked deubiquitination; protein K11-linked deubiquitination
Cellular component (GO): nucleus; cytoplasm
Molecular function (GO): cysteine-type deubiquitinase activity; K63-linked polyubiquitin modification-dependent protein binding
Source: RefSeq, a predicted model, not a curated record